Messenger RNA from Effrenium voratum, 3291 nucleotides. NCBI's taxonomy places the organism in Eukaryota, Dinophyceae, Suessiales, Symbiodiniaceae. The record is from the annotation of a GenBank genome assembly.
AUGAUGCUGGGCCAAAACAGGAGGAGAAUAAGGUCGAUACAGGGCCCCGAUGGUGAUUCUGCAACAUGCCUCGAGUUCGAGAUUCCCCCGAUGAGAUUGCCAGAGUUUCCCUGGGAGAAGCCUCGUGGAGAGCGGAGCGGCUUGGUAUUGAGUGUUCGCUUUGACGACCUUUUCGCGCGUAAGGCACCCAAGCUCACAGGGGCGGUUGGAGCCGGGCUGGCUGGUAAAUAUUUUGAACACUACGACGGCUAUGUGUAUAAUCCAAACAAAUUCCGGAAAUCAACGUGCGCAAUCCAGCGGUGUGGCAGAUGGUGUUUGGGUCUCUGUGCGUCCGGGAGGAAGCCCGAGACACGGGAUUGUUGGGCCUUCAGCUUCAGGUACCAUCUUCAGGGUGGGGAUGGCCGGUGGGGCAAACGCGUUGUCAUGUUGCAGGUGAUUGAAGAUGACGGCCUGCUUGGACCAGGUCAAAUGCAAGAAGUUGCCAUGGCAGAGGCCUUGGGGGUGCCCAUUUGGCGCUUGCAAUUCAAUGACCGCCUGUUUAUAUGGAAGGCAGAAACCGCUGGUUGGACAGUCCCCGAAGAGCAGCGCCUGCAAAGUUUUCCAGCGCACUUUGCCGCCAAACACAAGUUCAAGAAGAUGUUGCAAGUAUUACACCAGCUACGCACUGACCUCCUCUCAGCCAAAGAUGAAAGUGGCAUGACAGCGGCGCAUGUCGCAGCCUCGUGCGGUCACGUGCAGGUGUUGCUUGCUUUGCGCGAUUUAGAUGCUAACCUCAUCUCAGACCCAGAUGAUUUUGGCCAGAUCCCGGCGCAUCUUGCAGCUGAAUGCGGUCAGGUGGAAGUGCUAGAGGCUUUGCUUAAGCUUGAUGCUGCCCUCGUCUUAGCCCAAACUAAAGAUGGCCGGACCCCGGCACAUGUUGCAGCUGCUAACGGUCAGGUGGAAGUGCUAGAGGCUUUGCAUAAGCUGGAUGCUGCCUUCGUCUCAGCCCAAGCUAAACAUGGCCGGACUCCGGCACAUCUUGCAGCUGCUAACGGUCAGGUGGAAGUGCUAGAGGCUUUGCAUAAGCUGGAUGCUGCCCUCGUCUCAGCCCAAGCUAAAGAUGGCUUGACUCCGGCAUUUUUUGCAGCUGUUUACGGUCAGGUGGAAGUGCUAGAGGCUUUGUGCAAGCUUGAUGCUGCCCUCGUCUCAGCCCAAACUAAACAUGGCUUGACUCCGGCAAUUUUUGCAGCUGUUUACGGUCAGGUGGAAGUGCUAGAGGCUUUGCAUAAGCUUGAUGCUGCCCUCGUCUCAGCCCAAGAUGAAGAUGGCCGGACUGCGGCACAUGUUGCAGCUGGUAGCGGUCAGGUGGAAGUGCUAGAGGCUUUGCAUAAGCUUGAUGCUGCCCUCGUCUCAGCCCAAACUAAAGGUGCCGCGACUCCGGCACACGUUGCAGCUGGUAGCGGUCAGGUGGAAGUGCUAGAGGCUUUGCAUAAGCUUGAUGCUGCCCUCGUCUCAGCCCAAACUAAAGGUGGCGCGACUCCGGCACAUGUUGCAGCUGCUAACGGUCAGGUGGAAGUGCUAGAGGCUUUGCAUAAGCUGGAUGCUGCCCUCGUCUCAGCCCAAGCUAAAGAUGGCUUGACUCCGGCAUUUUUUGCAGCUGUUUACGGUCAGGUGGAAGUGCUAGAGGCUUUGUGCAAGCUUGAUGCUGCCCUCGUCUCAGCCCAAACUAAACAUGGCUUGACUCCGGCAAUUUUUGCAGCUGUUUACGGUCAGGUGGAAGUGCUAGAGGCUUUGCAUAGGCUUGAUGCUGCCCUCGUCUCAGCCCAAGAUGAACAUGGCCGGACUGCGGCACAUUUUGCAGCUGAUUGCGAUCAUUGGGAAGUGCUAGAUGUUGCAGCUGCUAGCGGUCAGGUGGAAGUGCUAGAGGCUUUGCAUAGGCUUGAUGCUGCCCUCGUCUCAGCCCAAGAUGAAGAUGGCCGGACUGCGGCACAUUUUGCAGCUCAUUCCGGUCAUUGGGAAAUGCUAGAGGCUUUGCAUAAGCUUGAUGCUUCCCUCGUCUCAGCCCAAGAUAAAAUUGACCGGACUCCGGCACAUGUUGCAGCUGCUAGAGGUCAGGUGGAAGUGCUAGAGGCUUUGCAUAAGCUUGAUGCUGCCCUCGUCUCAGCCCAAGAUGAAGAUGGCUGGACUCCGGCACAUUUUGCAGCUGAUUGCGGUCAUUGGGAAGUGCUAGAGGCUUUGCAUACGCUUGAUGCUGCCCUCGUCUCAGCCCAAACUAAAGAUGCCUCGACUCCGGCACAUGUUGCAGCUGCUAUCGGUCAGGUGGAUGUGCUAAAGGCUUUGCAUAAGCUUGAUGCUGCCCUCGUCUCAGCCCAAGCUGAAGAUGACCGGACUCCGGCACAUGUUGCAGCUGCUAGCGGUCAGGUGGAAGUGCUAGAGGCUUUGCACAAGCUUGAUGCUGCCCUCGUCUCAGCCCAAGAUGAAGAUGGCUCGACUCCGGCACGUGUUGCAGCUGAAUGCGGUCAGGUGGAAGUGCUAGAGGCUUUGCAUAAGCUGGAUGCUGCCCUCGUCUCAGCCCAAGAUGAAGAUGGCCGGACUCCGGCACAUUUUGCAGCUGGUAGCGGUCAAGUGGAAGUGCUAGAGGCUUUGCAUAAGCUUGAUGCUGUCCUCGUCUCAGCCCAAGAUGAAGAUGGCUGGACUCCGGCACAUUUUGCAGCUGAUUGCGGUCAUGGGGAAGUGCUAAGGGCUUUGCGCAAGCUUGAUGCUGCCCUCGUCUCAGCCCAAGGUGAAGAUGGCCGGACUCCGGCACAUGUUGCAGCUGGUAGCGGUCAGGUGGAAGCGCUAGAGGCUUUGCAUAAGCUUGAUGCUGCCCUCGUCUCAGCCCAAGAUGAAGAUGGCUGGACUCCGGCACAUUUUGCAGCUGAUUGCGGUCAUUGGGAAGUGCUAGAGGCUUUGCAUAAGCUUGAUGAUUCCCUCGUCUCAGCCCAAGAUAAAAUUGACCGGACUCCGGCACAUGUUGCAGCUGCUAGCGGUCAGGUGGAAGUGCUAGAGGCUUUGCAUAAGCUUGAUGCUGCCCUCGUCUCAGCCCAAGAUGAAGAUGGCUGGACUCCGGCACAUUUUGCAGCUGAUUGCGGUCAUUGGGAAGUGCUAGAGGCUUUGCAUACGCUUGAUGCUGCCCUCGUCUCAGCCCAAACUAAAAUGCCUCGACUCCGGCACAUGUUGCAGCUGACGGUCCGCUUUGCACACUUGAUGCUUCGUCUCAGCUGCUCGACUCCGGCACGUGUGCAGCUGAAUGCGGUCAGGUGGAAGUGCUAG